Messenger RNA from Punica granatum (pomegranate), 1537 nucleotides. NCBI's taxonomy places the organism in Eukaryota, Viridiplantae, Streptophyta, Magnoliopsida, Myrtales, Lythraceae. The record is from RefSeq and is a predicted model, not a curated record.
AUAUAAAAUGGGACGAACCCACUGUUUCUUUCAAAUUUUCUAGGACUGAUUUAUUCGAACUUACUGAAAAGAGAAAAUGGAGAAUUUAGAGCUAGUUGAGAAGGUCGUGAUCACCCCUGACAGGCCGACCGAGCGGCGACGCUUGUUCCUGUCGAACAUUGACCUGAAUCUACGAGGGUACCAGGAGAGCGUGUGCUUCUUUUGCCCCCCGACUAGUCAAUUGACAUUCCCGGACGUGAAGAAGGCCGUGUACUCUGCGCUCGGAUCCCUCCUUGUGCCCUAUGACUUCCUCGCAGGGCGGCUCGUGCGUGCCCUCCAAGAAGGAGGCUCCCGUGGGCGGCUCGAGAUAGACUGCAAUGGGGCCGGGAUCGUGGUGGCAGUGGCCACGACAGAGAGUGAGCUGAACUGGCUUGGUGAGCUGAAUGAGCCGAAGCCUGAGUAUAGGCAGCUGACAGCCUUCCUGUUCGAAGAAGGGGAGGAAGAGAUGGACAUUACAGACUUACCCCUUUUAUAUUUCCAGUUAACUCAAUUCGGAUGCGGAAGCCUGGCAAUCGCAAUCCGAUACAACCAUUGCACGGUAGAUGGCUUGACAGUGCACGACUUCCUAACUAAUUUUGCUGCGGUCACUCGGGGUGAUAGCCUGGUCAUUGAACCUAACCCAGACCGGACUAUUUUCCGAGCCAGGGAUCCCCCGGUCAUCAACCACCCGCAUUUCGAAUUCUCGAAGGCUGUCAUGACUGAUGACAUAUCCGCCCGAGUCGCCACUGGCCGCCCAUGUCCAACCCGCCCCGCCAGCAUCAUCCACCUGCCCCCAGAGCGGAUCGCCAUCCUGAAGAUAGCCGCCCUGAGGGGUGGCAAGCUGAAAGCCUGCACGGUGUUCCAUGCCGUUGCAGCGAAGAUCUGGAAAGCAAGGACCACCGCAUUGCGAAUCCCAUGUGACCGGCAUUCCACAAUGCUCUUCCCGGUGGACAUCCGGAAGAGGCUGGUGCCGGAGGUCCCGGCAGGGUUCGCCGGGAACGCAAUAAUUCCAGGUUAUGCUAGGGCCACAGCUGAGGAACUGAUCGACCUGGACGAGCCAGAGCUCGUGAGGAGGGUGCAGGAAGGGAUCGAGAGGCUGGACGACGGGUACGUGAGGUCGGCAAUCGACUGGCUGGAGGCGAACCCGGGAGGCGGCCACUGGGGGGAGGACAGGUUCUCGGUGGUGGCAAUGUUUAGGUUGGGGCUGGAGGAGCCAGAGUUUGCAUGGGGGAAGCAAAUUUGCAACGUUCCGGUUGAGGUGAAGCCAGGGCUUGUGGCUCUGUUGCCUGGUCCAAGGGAGGGAGGAGGGAUCAAUGUUUGGGUGGACAUGGACGCGGACCAAGUUGAGGAGCUUAGGAGGAUCUUAUUAAACGAUUAAUUCUUCAAUCCCGUCGAUCAUUUUCGUGUCCGUGCUGCGCAAUAAGUGAAUUUUUCUUUAUCAGUGUUCAUAGUCUGAUAAGGGAUCACUCAUAUGUGAAUUUCCCGGUGACAGAACAAAUAAAUUCCUAGCUCCUCAUUA